Colletotrichum gloeosporioides is the source of this 393-nucleotide messenger RNA. RefSeq names its product Ubiquitin-like protein pmt3/smt3. Gene Ontology annotation, molecular function: ubiquitin-like protein ligase binding; protein tag activity. The record is from RefSeq and is a predicted model, not a curated record. The transcript is spliced from 2 exons. Lineage: Eukaryota; Fungi; Ascomycota; Sordariomycetes; Glomerellales; Glomerellaceae. Gene Ontology annotation, biological process: protein sumoylation. Bases 1 to 393 code for a protein of 130 amino acids. Gene Ontology annotation, cellular component: nucleus; septin ring.
AUGUGCAAAAUCCGCGAUUAUUCACGACAUCUCCCAGAUCCUCAGACCCAGCUGGCUAACUUCUGCGCGACUGCGCUUGGCAAACAGACCAUGUCUGGAGAACACGAGAACGGCUCCCCCGCCGCUGGCGGUCAAGAUGCCCCCCCCGCCGUCGAGCACCUGAACAUCAAGGUCACAGACAACAACAAUGAAGUCUUCUUCAAGAUCAAGCGGUCAACUAAGCUGGAGAAGCUGAUGACUGCUUUUUGCGAGAGGCAGGGCAAGGCGAUCAGCUCUGUUCGUUUCUUGUUCGAGGGCCAGCGAGUGCAACCCACGGACACCCCGGACACGCUUGAGAUGGCAGAUGGCGAUACUCUUGAAGUUCACCAGGAACAAGUCGGUGGUUCCAACUAG